UCUCUCUCUCUCUCUCUCUCUCUCUCACAACUUCUAGCUCUAUAUAUGGUGUAUUAUUGGAUUAUUACAUAACCUAUCUACACAGCAAGGAAUGGUUGAGAGAGAAGAAAGUGCAAUUUGCAAAAGCUGCUGAGCUUGGUUUGUUCAAAAGAAGGAGGAUUUCUUAAUUCAGUGAUAAUUGCAUCCAGCUGAUACUAAGCGACAUGACGAGCUGCGUCGAUGUUGCGACUGAGCAACUCUGUUACAUCCCUUGCAACUUUUGCAGUAUUGUACUCGCGGUGAGCGUUCCAUGCAGCAGCCUAUUUGACAUUGUGACCGUCCGAUGCGGGCGCUGCACCAAUUUAUGGUCCGUGAACAUGGCCGCAGCCUUUCAGUCACUGUCCUGGCAAGAUGUUCAGGCACAAAACUACAACUGUAACUCUCAAAACUACCGGAUUGAUUCGGGCUCCUCUUCCAAAUGCAACAAGAAGAAUGCAACCGGAGACCCAACUUUAUAUCCUGCCACGGAAGAAAGGGGUGUGAACCGACCUCCCGAGAAGAGGCAACGUGUACCUUCUGCAUAUAACCAGUUCAUAAAGGAGGAGAUUCAGAGGAUCAAGGCUAAUAAUCCAGAUAUUAGCCAUAGAGAGGCUUUCAGCACUGCUGCCAAAAAUUGGGCGCACUUCCCUCGUAUUCAUUUUGGGCUGAUGUUGGAGACCAACAGUCAGGCUAAGCUGGACAAUAUAUGACCCUGAGAAACAUCUUAUGUCAAGGGCUGCACUACUGAAUAACUGAUGGCCACGAUAAUUUCCGGCAACGACGCUGGUGAUAUCAAAGUUGUUGUUAGUGUAAAGGAAUUGCCUGGACUGAUCUACUGUGUUGUUCUUUAGAACAUUUCAAUAUCCUUCUUCUUUGUACCUGUCACUACUCCCCCUUAUUAGGGAUUUUCUUUUGCUACGUGACUUAGAAUUAAGCAAUACGCUACUUUCCUUAAUUUAAUUUGUUAUCUUGAUCAAUAUUACUUAGUUUACAGUUUCCAACA
Messenger RNA from Malus domestica (apple), 1021 nucleotides. RefSeq names its product axial regulator YABBY 5-like. Lineage: Eukaryota; Viridiplantae; Streptophyta; Magnoliopsida; Rosales; Rosaceae. Gene Ontology annotation, cellular component: nucleus. The record is from RefSeq and is a predicted model, not a curated record. Gene Ontology annotation, biological process: cell fate commitment; multicellular organism development.